AUGGCCAUCAGUUCUAUUCUAGUUACUUUGGAACAAUCAAAAUCAUUGACAAAAUCAAUGCAACAAUUAGAUUUAUUAUUUAGAGACAAGGUGAACAAUCUUAUCGGAACAACAACAGGUGUACAAUCAUCACCAAGUCUUGCAAAAUCACCUGUUACGAGUCCAAAUAUGAAUAAUAGUGGUGGAUUUAAUGAACCACAAGUGGAAAUUUCAAUGGAAACACUUAGAGAAAUGACAAAUCAAAUUUGUUGUGUAGAGGAAGGUGUUAAAACUUUGGAACCUUACAGUGAAAAAGUCAAGACUAAAUCAAAACCUAAACUUUUGCAAUAUAAGGAAAAAUUAAUUAAAACAUUGAUUGGUGGAAAGUUUAUUAGUGAAAUGAUGGAAAGCCCAGAAAAGAAAAAUAUAGAAGCUUGUAGAGAAUUAAUUGAACUGGUUCAAAGAAUUGAUUCCAGUAAUGGUGUCAAUACUAUAUUCGAACUAUAUUAUGAGAAGAAUUAUAAGGAAAUUAUUGAACAACAAAAGAAGCAGCAACAAUUCUUCAAUCAAAUUUUGUACAUACUCAAACAAGAAGAUUUAAUUUAUAGGAAGUUAUUCCAAAGUUUUUCAUCACCUGAUGAAAUUAGAACAAAUGUAAAGGUAAAAUUGGUAGAAUUUUGCUUCAAACAUAAGAAUUGUUCACUGCUUCAAACUGAAGAUCUCCAACAAUUGGUCAUGAAUCAAUAUAGAUCAACAAAGACCUUUUUCAAACAAUUGGAUGACCUCUCCAAAUCAGAAACCAUUCAAAAAUUAUUAUUCGAACCUUAUGCAACUCUUCAAGCCAAAUAUCUUUCCACCCAGGAGAAGGACUACCUCUUGAAGCAAGUUAGACCUCACUUGUCGAUGAGUGAUAAUUUUGUAGAGUGUAUUGAUGAAGCUUUGAAUUUCCUUUUCACAGAAUGUGAAAAUGCCCUCGAGAGAUGUAUAACCUUUACCUAUGGUAUUGAAUCACAAAGCUUUAUCAAGGUUAUCAACCAAGUUUUCGAUGAUUUUGGUCAAUCCAUCAAAAAGACUGUCAGUAAUGAAAUUAAUAAGAGUCUCAAGAAUAGAAAGGUACCAACAUUAUCAGAAAUGGCUUCAUUCUCUGUGAAGGAUAGAGAACUCAUACAGAAUGCUCUCAAAUUAUUUGAAUUGGUCAAUGAUAAGGAUCAGGGUGUAAAGAAAAAGCUUGAAGAAUUGGAAGAAAAAAUCAAAACAAAACUCUUGGAAGUACUCAAAGAAGUUCUUGCAAAGAAUAUGGCUGAGUAUUAUGUAAAAAUUCAGACAGAGCAAACCUUCAAGCAAUUGUCUCAUUUCUACAAUAGUUUACAAGAAACUCAAUUCCCAAUAUUUUCCAUGGCUUCAAAGUCAGUAGAUUUGAAUAUCCUCCAACCCUCCCAAGAAUUAGUCAAGACCACACUUGUAUCAUAUAUUUCCACUAUACUCAGCAGUGUUUCGACAAAGUACACCUCAACAAAUUAUUACCUGUCACUUCAAAACUCUAUUGGAAAUGUGGAAUAUGUAGAUGAUAUCCAUCUUCCAGAUUUGGAACAUUCCAUACACCCUUCCAAAUACAUUUCACAAGUUGGUGAAUAUCUCAUCAAGUUACCAGAACAAUUGGAAAUUUUAAAGAAUGAUGAUCAUGUUUCGCUCUGGAUUGAAAAUAUUUGUAAGGAGACUCUUAUAUUACUUUCUGAAGCUGUCUCACCACCAAAAAAUGGAGAGAAACACCAAAUUCAACAAUGGAAUGCAGAUGUAAGAUACUUGAAGCACAUUCUUGUGGAUGUGUUGGACUACCAAGAAGAUACCAAGAAGGUUCUUUCCGUUAUUGGAAAAUAA
Molecule: messenger RNA, 1857 nt
Organism: Naegleria gruberi
Lineage: Eukaryota; Heterolobosea; Eutetramitea; Acrasida; Naegleriidae
Exons: 1
Coding region: 1-1857 (618 amino acids)
Biological process (GO): Golgi organization; intracellular protein transport; retrograde vesicle-mediated transport, Golgi to endoplasmic reticulum
Cellular component (GO): COG complex
Source: RefSeq, a predicted model, not a curated record